AUGGGCAUGAACUGCGUUGGCUUCAAAAUGUCGCCAGAAGUCGUGGAACAAUUGCCUUCGUCUUGUUUGCGAACACCGAAACUCGCGUCUUCUUUGGGGGCGAUUGAUUGGAUGUGGUGGCUAACCUAUGUCAAUAGCGGACACUCGGCGUCUCCACAGACAAGCCCGGCCGCAUAUGUAUCGCCAAAUGAGGAGAAGACCGGUCAAGUGGCAUCGAACAACUUCGACCUCUCAAUUCCUGACAUGCGACUCUUGCAUCACUGGACUUCUAAAGGAUACGUAGCUCUGCAUCCUAAUCUUGCCAAAAGAAGCGACGUCUGGCAAUGCGCUAUGGUCGAACUCGGUUUUGAGCACCCCUUUCUUCUUCAUGGAAUCCUUGCUCUUUCAGCGAUACACAAAGCAUCAUUCUACAUGCCUGGCGAUAGGCAAGAGCUUCUCUCACAGGCCGAUGCCCACAUCAGUCGAGCUCUGGACGUCAUGCGAACACAUCUUCAGACACCGAGUGAGGAAACCGCCAUCCCGAUGUUCGUCUUGUCCUCGGUGCUCCUUACCUACAAUUUCGCCUCCGUGCAGGAAAGACCAGAUGAUCCUAUCGGCUCAGUUCACCACUGCUUCAUGCUGCUCAACGGUAUCAAAGUCGUCAUUGGCACACACUGGGACAGAUUGAAGGACAACCCUUCGCUUGCACAUUUUGUCGCAAUGUCCGCACCGGCAACUCUCAGCAUCCUAGACAAACUCGCAGGAGAUGAGCAACGGCCAGAGAUACUGCACCUCCUGGAACUUACCGAGCUUGUUCUGGAUGCCCAGGACAAACAAGCGUGCACAGAAGCUAUCAAAGAGCUACAUUACGUUGCCGUCCGCUGCAGGCACAUCAACACAGAUCGUGACGACGAGUAUCCUUUCCUUUGGCUGUGGGCGGCUAGGACAUCCAAUCACUUCUUUGGUCUCCUUGCGGCGCACAAUCCUAUCGCUUGUAUCAUUGUGGUGCAUUUUGGGGCACUUUUGGCCCAGGCCCGCCAGGUUUGCUUGCGUAAUCCAUUGGCCGAGGAAAUUCGACAGGAGUUGGAAAUGUGCCAAAGUUUACGCCGUAUAUCCGUCACCAAACUGACCUUUGGACAUGUCCAGAUCUCUGCUUCCGUGGAAAUGCAUGCUCUGGCAGAACCGCACAAUACAUCUCUCAGCGACCUGUGUCUUACUCAGCACACUACUCAAUCAGCAGACACACUCAUUCGCACUAUGCACAGCCCGCCCGAUGGACUCGACUUGGCCCUAUGCUUCAAACGAUACAGCCAGGACGAGCUGACGAAUGCCUGCUAA
Parastagonospora nodorum SN15 is the source of this 1317-nucleotide messenger RNA. RefSeq lists its product as hypothetical. Gene Ontology annotation, molecular function: DNA-binding transcription activator activity, RNA polymerase II-specific. The record is from RefSeq and is a predicted model, not a curated record. The transcript is spliced from 3 exons. NCBI's taxonomy places the organism in Eukaryota, Fungi, Ascomycota, Dothideomycetes, Pleosporales, Phaeosphaeriaceae. Gene Ontology annotation, biological process: regulation of transcription by RNA polymerase II. Bases 1 to 1317 code for a protein of 438 amino acids.